This is a messenger RNA of Balaenoptera acutorostrata (minke whale), 2419 nucleotides long. It is a transcript of the gene WDR45B, whose product is annotated as WD repeat domain 45B. Gene Ontology annotation, molecular function: phosphatidylinositol-3,5-bisphosphate binding; phosphatidylinositol-3-phosphate binding; protein binding. NCBI's taxonomy places the organism in Eukaryota, Metazoa, Chordata, Mammalia, Artiodactyla, Balaenopteridae. The transcript is spliced from 10 exons. Gene Ontology annotation, biological process: nucleophagy; protein localization to phagophore assembly site; autophagy of mitochondrion. The coding region runs from base 373 to 1233 and encodes 286 amino acids. The record is from RefSeq and is a predicted model, not a curated record. Gene Ontology annotation, cellular component: phagophore assembly site membrane; cytosol; extrinsic component of membrane.
GUGCUUUGCGUGUGGGAUGGAAAAUGGAUUCCGAGUCUAUAACACUGAUCCACUAAAGGAAAAAGAGAAACAAGGUGAACAAAUCUCAGAUAAAUCGUAAACAAUGAGAAGCAUCCUUUUUCUUCCUGCAGUUGUGGUUUUGGUUUUUAUUCAACGUGCAAGUUAUAUUUUCUGAUGCAAGAACUGUUUCUCAUCUGUAAGAGGAAGUCACUGCAUUCUUAAGCUUCCUUAUCAACCCCCUUCCAUUUUGACAACUAAUAUCCUACAUCAGGGAUUUUCAGAAUCUUUUUUUUUUGGUGGUGGAACCUCUUUGUCAAGUACAAUCUUCCAUACAACCCUGAAUUUCUAGAAGGAGGAGUUGGCCAUAUUGAAAUGUUAUUUCGCUGCAACUAUUUAGCUUUAGUUGGUGGUGGAAAAAAGCCGAAAUACCCUCCGAACAAAGUGAUGAUCUGGGAUGACCUGAAGAAGAAGACUGUGAUUGAAAUAGAAUUUUCUACCGAAGUCAAGGCUGCCAAAUUACGGCGAGAUAGAAUUGUGGUUGUUUUGGACUCUAUGAUUAAGGUGUUUACAUUCACACACAAUCCUCAUCAGUUGCACGUCUUUGAAACCUGCUAUAACCCGAAAGGCCUCUGUGUCCUGUGCCCCAAUAGUAACAACUCACUCCUGGCCUUCCCGGGCACGCACACGGGCCAUGUGCAGCUUGUGGACCUGGCCAGCACCGAGAAGCCACCAGUGGACAUUCCUGCCCAUGAGGGCGUCUUGAGCUGCAUUGCUCUCAACCUGCAGGGAACAAGAAUUGCGACCGCGUCUGAGAAAGGGACCCUUAUACGAAUAUUUGAUACUUCAUCAGGGCAUUUAAUCCAGGAACUACGAAGAGGAUCUCAAGCAGCUAAUAUUUAUUGCAUUAACUUCAAUCAGGACGCUUCUCUCAUCUGUGUGUCCAGUGACCACGGCACGGUGCACAUUUUUGCAGCUGAAGAUCCAAAAAGGAAUAAACAAUCAAGUUUGGCAUCAGCCAGUUUCCUUCCAAAAUACUUCAGUUCCAAGUGGAGUUUUUCCAAGUUUCAGGUUCCCUCAGGCUCUCCAUGCAUUUGUGCCUUUGGAACAGAGCCAAAUGCUGUCAUUGCGAUCUGUGCGGACGGCAGCUACUACAAGUUCCUGUUCAACCCCAAGGGGGAGUGCGUCCGGGACGUGUAUGCGCAGUUCCUGGAGAUGACCGACGACAAGCUGUGACCCUCCACCAGGAGUGCGAGCACCACGGGCCCUGGGUGCCCAGCGGCCCCUCGAGCUCCUGGGACUGGUGGUGAUGGGCUGGGGGGAUGGCCUGGGACCUUGUUGCGAAGCCAUACGUGUCGUCUGUUUUUCGAAGCCAGACCUCCCGAGUCCAGUGUUAAAGGAAGAAUCUUCAGGGCACAUGGACACUCACGCCCAACUGCUGGCUUCACCUUUCGUUCAGCCGUGACGCUUGCUUCAUUGGUUCUGCCGCAUCCGCCACCUGCUGUUGGGGCUCCGGACAAACUGGGGGCACGUUGAAAAAAGGAGGGACAAAGUGAAAUUUGGUUGUGGCAACAGAUUUCAUCAUUUUUACUGAGUCCUUAACGGGGAGGUGAACACACGUGUAAGUGUUGGUUCUCACCAGAUUUAAGUGGAACAAUCAUACCGGCAGCCUUAGGAAAGGAGGAAGGAAGCCCUUCUCCCAUCUAAACUGAAGAAAGAGGGCAUAGGUCUGGCGUCUCCCUCAAGAGCUGCGUGUCGUGCGUCCCUGUCUUUUUGGAGCCAUUGGAACUGAGGCAGCACCACGCCCACCCUGUGAGCAGUGCCUGUGGCCUCCUGGUGAAACUCUGGGUCAAAGGGAGUUUCCCUGUUACAUGUAGGCAACAGAGUAAAGCAUAGACUUUAAAACUUAGUCAUAGAAGAAAGUGUCACUUAAUUUGGAGGAUACGAAGGGAAACGGGCGUCUCAACAAAGCAGUGCCCGGUUUCUGUGGGCCUGGAGAGGAUGUCUCGGCCAGCCGAUUCCACCUCCCUUUCUCACCAUCUUCUCUCCCCAUUUUUAAGACUAGCUGCACACUAACAUUCUGGGAAUGAGAGGCACAUACUUUUUUUAACGUUUGGUAACUAAAAUAGGUUAUGGGCUCUAUAUUAUUAGUAGUACUUGAGGUAUAUAUUUAAUUUUCUUAAAUUCCCUUAAAACUUAAUUUUAUGUUUUGAUUUCAGGUUGCAAACAUUAAAAUCUGCAGCAGCAAAUUCUCAGUUUUGCCAGUUCUUUUACUGUCAUGUAAUCAACUAACUUUGUCUGUGGAUUUCAAUGUGAGGUAUGCAUGUUACUUUUAUGUGUGUUUAAUCAUGAAAUUUAAUUUUGCACACUUAUUUGUAUUGUUUCUUUUAAAUAAAAAUGACUAAUUUUGUUGUACUCUGUA